This is a messenger RNA of Sporothrix schenckii 1099-18, 636 nucleotides long. RefSeq lists its product as uncharacterized. The coding region runs from base 1 to 636 and encodes 211 amino acids. The record is from RefSeq and is a predicted model, not a curated record. The transcript is spliced from 5 exons. NCBI's taxonomy places the organism in Eukaryota, Fungi, Ascomycota, Sordariomycetes, Ophiostomatales, Ophiostomataceae.
AUGACAGGAGCUGCACCUGCGCAAGACAGCUCGCUGUGGGAAGACGCGGCCAUCGCCAAUUCGUGGGACCGUGUCGUUGGCGACUACAAGAUCUUCCACGACGUCCGGGCGCGUGGAGGCACUGUUGGCGACCUGCAGGCGAUUCUCGGAAAUGAUCCACCGCGGUCACAAACGAGUCGGGACGCCAAGCCUGAAACAACCCGCAGUGCCGUCCAAGAAGGAGCACAGGGCCCGGAUGGUGUGAUGACGGCGGACGACGAGGGUGCCACAGUUCCGGGCGAGGUGACGGGCAGUGCAGCCUCAUCAGCCCCGGAGCCUGCGCAAGCACCAGCAUCAGCUAGGACAAACGGCCGUACAUUCGCUGCACCUGCAUCAAACACGCCGCCAGCUUCUGUCCUGCUACCACCGCAAACCGUCUUGGGAGGAACGGACGAAGGUUUGAAAAAGCUGCUCAUGUCUUGGUACUACGCCGGCUACUACACCGGCCUAUAUGAGGGCCAACAACAAGCCAUAAAGGAGCAGCAGCAGCAGCAUUCAGAGCUACAGCCAUCGAACAGAGUUGAAAAAGCACAGACCGGACAAGCAGAAGAUGGCGUCGAAGUGGACCUUGAAAAUGGCCAAGAGAUGCAACAAUGA